AUGGUUUAUAGCAAUGGCGCUGUCUAUCUUUUGGUUUUAACUGCAAUUAUUGCAAUAAACAUUACACCAUCAGCCAGUUAUGCUUGUGGUCCUGGCAACUGCAAUUGCAAGACCUGUGAAAGUCAAACAUGUUAUCGUGGUUCUACAGCUGCCGGCUGCACAGAUAAAAACGGACUCGGUUGUUGCUCUUCUUGUUGUAUUGCUGUUAUUCCACGUCGUGAUGGCAUUUAUUAUGGUCCUUAUUACCCAAAUACUAAGUCAGGAAUGUAUUGUCCAGAUAAUCAACUUGCUAAUCCAGUUGAUAGCUACAUGCUCUCAGACAGUGGUUGUAAUAAAGCUUACUGUCCAACACCUGGCAGUUACUGCCUUUGGCCUGGUGCAACACAGACCAAAAUAAAACGUACCUUCACUGACAAAUUGGCUUAUUUCCGUCGUACUCUUAAUAGCGCUCUUGACAAUGACAACAGCGACGAUGAAGAUCGUAAAUAA
This is a messenger RNA of Adineta ricciae, 489 nucleotides long. Lineage: Eukaryota; Metazoa; Rotifera; Eurotatoria; Adinetida; Adinetidae. The record is from the annotation of a GenBank genome assembly.